UAUUUGGGGAUCGAUAACCGGCAUGUACUAGUAAGUAAAAAUACAUUACUUCUAAAAUAUUCUUUUCAAGGUGAUAUAGUCACUCAACCGAUACGUAUGGUUCCAACACCUCAGCAACCGUUGGCACCCUCUCCCAUAGAGCCGCCUCGCUACCGCGCGCUUCAUUUUCGCGUUAUACGCUUAGAACCGGGAUGCCCAAUGUUUAUCUGUGAAUUUUUUCAUGAAAAAAUUUAUGAUUUAGUUCAUCCGGACAUCUGUCUUGCGGGUUGUGUAUUACACAUGUUCGACAUGGACCGAAUUUUCACGGAUAAAUUGGAUCUACCAAAUAUUGUAUUGGCAAUUCGAAUGCAUGGAGGAGAUAUUGAAUUCGGAGCAAAAGCAUAUGCAGAGCGAGCUGGAGCAAUUACACACGUUAUAGUGGAGUCCAUAAGGACCCAGCAUGCUUUGAAAGAUCGCAAACGUCUGGUAACAAUGCAAUGGUUAGUGGAUGUGCUGAUGAAAAAACAAAUGGAUGUACCGUGGCGACAUGCUCAUCUGCCAUCGGUUUUCAUAGAUGGCUGUAGACCACUAUUGGGGAAGUUGAUUUCGUUUUCUGGUUUCGACGAAAGUGAAAGAGCUGCUAUGAAAUUCAUGGUGGAGGCGAUGGGAGCGAGAUUCACGCCUUACUUGAGCCGUCACAACAAUCUUCUGAUUGCCAAAGCGUUAAAAGUAGAAAAAGCACGUGAAUGGGAUAUUCAAGUAGUAAAUUAUCAGUGGCUAGCUGAUAACUAUGCUGGUCAAAGGGUAGAUGCUGAUAAUCAGCGAUAUCAGGUUGGUAAUUCUGGAAUACUACUCAUGAUCAAUCGAGUACACAUUUCCAUUUCAGCUUGGCCAAAACUACGAUAUUUGGGUGGACGAGCGUGUGAGGAGGUGUCUGAAUGUACACACCUGGUAACGACAAAUGGUCGACGCACGGAGCGGCUGUUGGAGGCGAUUUGUCUGGGGAAGAACAUAGUGAACCCCUACUGGAUAGUCCAUGGAUAUGAAUGUCGGCAGUGGAUGGAUACGCUCGAUUACUUUCUACAUGAUGAAGACCAGGAACGGCAUUUGGGCUACAAUUGUAAACGUAGUGUGGUCAGGGCACGACAUAAGAAAGUGUUUGAGGAUGUUCAAUUUUACAUAACACCAUCAGUGGAACCAAGUCGUGCUGUGCUAACGAAAUUGAUCCGUUUAGCUGGUGGCAUAGUUCAUGAAGAUCGUCCAGCUCCAGCUGAUAUAGCGCGAUGCAUUGAGACGGAUGCGCCAUAUAUCGUGAUCAGCUGUGAAUGUGAUUUACGAAUGGUUCAGUAUUUAUUGGAGUCGGUCUACAAUACCGAUAUGGUACUGAUAGCGUUGAUGCGUCAAGAAUUGGAACCUCAUCCGCUGUACAGAGUGAGCACGGCUUCCUUGGCACGACCGGUACCGCCGCCAUCGUCACAACCGCCAUCGACACCCAGCCAUCCCCAUUUUCGUCCCAUGCCAUCGCAACAGCAGGCGCAUCGAGUCAAAGCCUAA
Molecule: messenger RNA, 1533 nt
Organism: Haemonchus placei
Lineage: Eukaryota; Metazoa; Nematoda; Chromadorea; Rhabditida; Trichostrongylidae
Source: the annotation of a GenBank genome assembly